AUGGUGCUCCCGAAAACCGACUUUGCCCAUUACAUGCCCGUAGACAUACAAGUCGCCCAAGACGCCGCAAUUGACGGAUUUGCCCUGAACAUUGGAGCCAACGAUAGUUUUUCGACGACUGCACUCCGCAAUGCGUACGGCGCGGCAGCCGAGCUCGGAAACUUCUCGGUAUUCCUGUCCUUCGACUUUGCCGCUGCUGGAAAUUGGACUGUCGACAACAUCGCGAACUUGACCAGCACGUUCAAGGACGAACCAGCGCAGUUCAAAGUCGACAGCAAACCGCUAGUGGGCACCUUUGAGGGGGCUUCGUUUGCCAACGACUGGAAAUGGGUCCGGUCCAAGGUUGAUGGCGGCAUCUUCCUGGUCCCCGACUGGUCAAUUCAGGGGCCGAAAGACAUAAAUCGGACGGUCCGGGACAUUAACGGCGCUUUUUCCUGGUCCGCGUGGCCACAGCCCGGUAAGUUGAGGAUGACAACGGACGCUAACAAGCAGUACCAAAAAUCGCUCAACGGCGAGGCGUACAUCAUGGGCGUGAGCCCCUAUUUCUACACCAGGGUACCAGAGCUAGACAAGAACUGGUACGCAUCGAGCGACAGGCUUUGGUUCGAUCGAUGGAGGCAGGUCAUCGACAUCAUGCCCGACAUGGUUCAGAUCAUCAGCUUCAACGAUUUUGCAGAGUCACACUGCCUUGCCGAUAUCCGCCCGCAGCAGGUCAUUGCCGAAGCGCUACCCUACGUCUCCGGUAUGUCGCACGCGGGAUUCAGGGCCAUUUUGCCGUACUUUAUUGCAGCAUACAAGGCUGGCAGAGAGGAGGUCGCCUUUCCCAAGUCCAUGGGGGCGGGAACGGCAAUCGCCUACUACCGAACCACGCCAGUAAACAUCAGUAAGUGCGCCGACGGAGGAACGGUGUGGGGACAGCAUGGCAACAUGUCGGCCAGGGCAGGCGUGAUUGACGCUAUCAAUGUUAUCGCCGUCUCUGCUCAGAACACGUCCUUGACCGUCUCCCUGGGUCGGGCGUCGCAGACGCUUGACAUUGCUGCAGGGCCCCCGCAGUACUUCCAGGUUCCGUUCGAUGAUCUCAACUACGAGACGGGAAACCUGAUAAUAAGCAUGGGAGGCGAGACUGCACAUGGACCCCCAAUUACCAAAACCUGCCCUGCCUCGAACGACGUGGUAAGAUGAUAGGUCUCCGCAGUCGACUUUCCCUGGAUCGCUGAGUGCAUAUAACUGACUGUGACCCCAGAUCAACUUCAAUUCUGCCUCAAUCUACCUAACAGUCCCCCCGAGGAAUGUUUCCGGCGAUUCCUCUUCAGGUGCCAAGACAGGACAUGCAUCGUCAAUUCAGCUGGCACCUCUGCUGGCGCUUAUCGUGGCAUAUCUCGUCCUCGAAUCUAUUCGGUUUUAAUCAUGCCGAGCGCAUUGCGCCCUGUCACCUGUGUAAAAGCCGGGUUCUGGACGUAUUGCCUCAGCGUU
Messenger RNA from Lasiosphaeria miniovina, 1473 nucleotides. RefSeq names its product glycoside hydrolase. Bases 1 to 1182 code for a protein of 393 amino acids. The transcript has 5 exons. The record is from RefSeq and is a predicted model, not a curated record. Lineage: Eukaryota; Fungi; Ascomycota; Sordariomycetes; Sordariales; Lasiosphaeriaceae. Gene Ontology annotation, molecular function: glucan endo-1,3-alpha-glucosidase activity.